AUGUCCAGAAGAUCAUAUUUGUUGAAGCGCCUGGCAUUUGCCACGGCCUUAGUGGCAUUCCUGGCUAUAAUCACUGUUAUCGCUGCAAUCAUCACCUGUCAAAAGCAAAAGAAUAAAAUCACAGGCCCUGGGCACCCAAACACCGAAGUGGAUCCUUCUGGGCCACCACCGAGCGCCAGGUUGCCUAAGGACCUAAUACCGGAUAGCUACAGGAUUUACAUCCAGGUUCACCUGCACACCACGACGAAUGUUACAGACUAUACGUCUACAUUCAGUGGGAACUCCACUGUGAAGUUCUGGUGUGUGGAAGCUACUCAGUUUAUCAUCAUCCACUGCAAAGAGCUGAAUGUGACAUCUAUCCAUCUCACCGACGAACGCGGUUCUGCCGUAGCUGUAAAAUAUACCUCGCUGAAGGACGAUUACAGUAAUUUCUUAGAAAUCGAACUUACAGACACGCUAAGAGUUAAUACAACAUAUUAUCUCUUCACCGCCUUUGAAGGACUGUUGGGCUUUAACCAAGACGGGUUGUAUAUUAGCCAGUACAACGAAAAUACAGGCAAUCAGAGUUUGUUCAGAUUUCUUGUAGCUAGCCAAUUGGAGUCUGUGGCAGCUAGAAGAGUGUUUCCCUGUUUUGAUGAACCGGCGAUGAAAGCUGUAUUUAAUGUCACCGUAAUACAUCGGUUGGGCACUGUAGCGCUCAGCAACGCUGCUCAAAAAGAUCAAAAGAAAAUGACCAUUGACAGAGAGGAAUGGCUUAUUACGGAGUUUCAUCCAACUCUCAAAAUGUCCACCUACCUCCUAGCCUUGACAGUCUCUGAAUAUACUUGUAAAACGACAGACUAUGGAAGGUAUGUUCUUAAGACAUGGGCACGACCAGACGCCGUUGCCGCUGGCCAUGUGGAUUACGCCCACAGCAUAGCUGGGGACAUCAUUGAGUUCUUUGAAGAUCUCUAUGACAUAAAGUAUCCCUUGAAUAAGCUGGACCAGAUUGCUGUGCAGAAUUCUACUGCAAGUGGUAUGGAAAACUGGGGUCUAAUAAUCUACCAGGAGGAAAUAUUACUUUAUGACAAAGACCUUUCCCCGAUGUCCCACAAGUUCCUCAUUGCCGAGAUCGUUGCCCAUGAAAUAGCUCAUCAGUGGUUUGGAAAUCUGGUCACAAUGGAAUGGUGGAAUGACCUGUGGCUGAAUGAAGGCUUUUCCACAUACAUGUCAUACUUUGGUGUGGAUAAAGUUGAGCCAACCUGGAAUUUUAAAGAACUGUUCUUCGUCAAUGAGGUUCAGGGCCUGUUUGAAAUGGAAUCCAAAGAUAUCCACCGGCUGCUCAUUCCUGACGUGGAAUCAAUUGUUACACCCCACGACAUCGAGGAACUAUUUCACUUCACCACCUAUAGCAAGGGGGCAACAGUGUUGAGAAUGCUGUCUAGUUACGUGACGGAGACGGUCUUUGUCAGCGGCGUGAAGUCCUAUCUGAAGGCAUACCAGUAUAAAAACGCAGAACACCAGGAUCUCUGGAGACACAUACAGGAAGCGGUAAAUAACGAUACCAUUCAAGUUGCCAACAUGAUGGAGUCCUGGACCAAACAACCAGGGUUUCCUCUUAUUACCAUCAACACCUUGUCUGGAAACAUAUCUCAGCGCUACUUUGGGUUGAAGGAAAACGCACAAUACAACAUAAUAUGGCAAGUUCCAAUUACACUGCUCAAGUCUGGUUCGCAGGAAAUAACGUCGGCUCUACUGACUGAAAACGGCCCCGUUUCAAAUCCAAUAUAUCAGUCAAAUAACAAUGAAUGGAUCCUAGCCAACGUCAACUGCACUGGAUUCUACAGAGUGAACUACGACCCGGACAACUGGGACAGGCUUCUGCAGCAGCUUGGCACAGACCACCAUAUGAUUCCCGUCGUCAACAGAGCACAGCUUAUCGACGACGCAUUUGCACUAGCCCUAACCAAGGAUGUCAAUAUCACUUUGGCUCUCAGCUCUACCAAGUACCUACACAAGGAUCUGGAAUACAUUCCCUGGGCGACUGCCUGGGCUAAUCUUCAUCACAUCAUUCUGAUGUUAGAUCGUUCAGAAGACUAUCGCUUCAUCGAGGCAUACCUGAGGAAGCAGGUCACCACGCUUUAUGACCAUUUCGAAGCUUUCACCAUGAAAUCAUCCGUCCCUGAUCUGCUCACUGCACAGUACCAUCAGACUAUAGUCAUCGAAAUAGCAUGCGGCAGUGGUCUAAGUAAAUGCCAGAAGAUGGCCAUUGACACAUUCAAUCAAUGGAGACAGAACUCCACCUCAAAAUGGAUCCACCCAAACCUGCGAUCGCUCAUCUACUGUGCUGCCAUAGCUGCUGGAGGUCGGCAAGAGUGGGAGUUUUUGUGGCAGAUGUUUCAGAACACCACUGCCGAGACAGAGAAAGACGUUCUGAGAGAUGCUCUGUCCUGCACCAAGGAUACCGAGAUCCUGAAAAGACUCCUGGAAUUCACUCUGGACCCGGAUAAGAUAAAGAAGAAUGAAUUUUAUUAUUUUAUGAAAUCCAUCACGGAGAACGUGGCAGGUCAAUCUUUAGUUUGGGACUUUAUCCAGAAGCAGUGGACAUACCUAAAUCACACAUACGGAGGUGAGGAGCUAAUGUUAGGCAGCGUAAUCGAAGCUGUGACAGAACGAUUCUCCUCCGAAACUGAACUCCAGGAGUUGAAACAGUUCCUGGCGGACCACGGAGGAGCAGACUUUGGUUCCGAGCUGUGGGUUCUUGAGCACGCCAUCGAACGGGCAGAAGCUAACAUUAAGUGGGUGGAGGAAAACAGGCGGAUCAUUCUGGAGUGGUUUCGUGGAGAAUCUGUGGCUUAUUAAGAUUCAUAGCUUUUCCCAGGAAAGUGCGGAAAGAAUUCUCCAGAUGAGAACCAGAUGGAGGGAGGAAGCGGAACGCCGAAACAAUGUGCACUGCUGGGAUUACAGCAUUCCGCGCAGGCCUGCUAGCCGGGCGGCUCCUCUGAUGCCCGGCCGCCUCAGGAAUGGUCCGGCAUGUGCAACAUUAAUGGGAAGAUAGCAAAUGAGUUUCUCACUAUCAUCAAUUGAAGCGCGCGGUAUAACAGGUCACAUUUUUAUUACACUUAUGCAAGAAUCAGUGUAAAAAUAAUUUCAUUACACAUAGUAUUUUAUUACUGUUUCAGACCCCAAAGACUAUCUUUAAAGUACAUCUUUAGGUCGGCACGUACUCAGGUAUAUGGAUAAUUUAAACUUCUUAAAUCUGAUUAAGUAACAGAAAAAUAAUGAACAGAUUUAUUGCAGUCGCAUUUAGACUUAUAUAAACAAAAUUACUGAGAUUAUACAAAGCAGUUCAUGUGAGUUACAUGUUACAUUUUAGAUGUUUUAAGCUGGGAGCUGAUUGUAUAAACAGAACUGGAAACUGGAGCAGCCAGGCCAGUUACUGACUGGUCCAAAUUGAGUCACUGUGUUCCUGCAUCUUGGCUUCGGAUGGAAUGCAGGGGCGCCAAAGGAGUCUGUGUUUUUACAAAUGAGUUUCCCCCUAAUGUGAAUGUCAAAUAUUCUCUGUUUGGUCACCUUACCUGUAGCCAGACUAUGGUCAUUAUGGCGCCUACCCAUUCGCUUCGUUGUUUGACAAGUGGAGCAGAGCGGACUCAGAAAUACGUGCAGUUUAAGUUAUGGCCACAAGACGGCAGUGUGGAACUACUCUACUGGAAUGUUUACGCAAUAGGAAUGGACUAGUCCCACCAUUAAAUUUAUAUUUUAAAAAGCUUGCCAUAAUCUUUUAAAGGCGAUUUUUAAACAUCGGUUGAAGAAACAUUAAACAUUUCAGAGGUUCUCAAAGAAAAUUAAGCUCAAACUGGUAGUAUUGAUAUAUCGUGAUCCAUUGUGUGAACUUUGUCUCAUUAACCAAAAUCAUGUAUAAAAAGUUGAAAGGAUAGAAGGUAAAUUUUCCAUCAGGCAUAUUAUUAUUAUUAUUAUUGUUAUUAUUAUUAUUAUUAUUAUUAUUAUUAUUAUUAUUAUUAUUAUUAUUACACCCCAUAACCUCAGGGAGCAAUAUUAUGUAAUUUUUUACAUUCUAUGAAUAUUUUUCUAGCUUAGUUGCAUUCUGUAAAACAUGAAUGUUGUCCUUGUUGGUAAGAUAAUGCAGAACAAUGAAAAUGUAUCCAUCAAGAAACUUGCAUUGUAUGCUGCCCUAGUUUUUUGUAGCUCGUUUUAUGCAGAGCUACAGUGAAAGGGCUGAAUGAAUGAAAGCUGCAAUAUCUAUUUGUUUGUAGCUGUAGAAAAACAAACAACCCAAAUAUCCCUGUUCUUUUGUUUCAUUAUUAAUAUUGCAAUAUUGUCAAUAUGUAUUUGUAAUAAAACAUUCAACAGAA
This is a messenger RNA of Brienomyrus brachyistius, 4352 nucleotides long. RefSeq names its product aminopeptidase N-like. Gene Ontology annotation, cellular component: cytoplasm. Bases 1 to 2841 code for a protein of 946 amino acids. Lineage: Eukaryota; Metazoa; Chordata; Actinopteri; Osteoglossiformes; Mormyridae. The record is from RefSeq and is a predicted model, not a curated record. Gene Ontology annotation, biological process: proteolysis; peptide catabolic process. Gene Ontology annotation, molecular function: zinc ion binding; peptide binding; metalloaminopeptidase activity. The transcript is spliced from 20 exons.